This is a messenger RNA of Daldinia decipiens, 1749 nucleotides long. RefSeq lists its product as uncharacterized. Gene Ontology annotation, molecular function: DNA-binding transcription factor activity. The record is from RefSeq and is a predicted model, not a curated record. The transcript has a single exon. Bases 1 to 1749 code for a protein of 582 amino acids. NCBI's taxonomy places the organism in Eukaryota, Fungi, Ascomycota, Sordariomycetes, Xylariales, Hypoxylaceae.
AUGGACUAUCAGGAUUUUGCAUACUCGGACACCGUGCCACUUCCAGUCUACCCGGAAAACUCAUCUAUCGAUGGCAUGAUCGAUCCAAAUCUCAAACCCUCUGCUUCUCCGUGGACACCUCCACAGGUUCACCGUUACUUGACAGAUCACAACAAAUCCACGAUCCUCAACUACGCGGGAGUUGAUACGAUCUUCCAUGAGACCAUAAUCCGGAGAGACGACAGUACAGGGCCAAUCUCAUGCAGCCUACCUCAACGUCGAGACUCACCAUCGUUCUCCUCUCACACAUCGUCAACAGGCAGUAGUAUCUUGAGCCCACCCGGAGAGGGUGACUACUACCAACCACAUUCGCCACCAACGCCCACUGAUACGUCGAUAAUGUCCCCGUUCUUCAAUCAGUUUGAAAGCCCCAGUUCUCGAGCUCAUCUAUACCAGUACACAGGUCUUGCCGAUGAUUGUGUGAAGCCAAUCGACAUUAACCCCUACCAAGAAUCCCCUGAGAACUAUUUUGAUGACAGCAACCCAAGGUCAGAGUUCCCUUUGAGAGGAUAUAGUAUGUCAACCGACGACAGCAGCGCCUGUAUGGACAUGUGUAGCAUACGGGAACAAAUCGGAUCCCGACGGCUUAUGAGCCCUGAGGAAUCUGCGCCGGAUGUGAAAGAAGAAAUUCGCAUUCCUGAGCCCAUCUCGACUUACGCUCCGUAUGAGUCAGAUGACGAGAUGGUGUCCGGUGAUGAAGCCGAGACUCUCAUUUUGAAGCACGAAGAUAGAGAAGACGGCGAGUACAAACCAUAUCAGAAGCCGAAGAAGACAAAGGCCAGCACAAGCCGGUCUAUCAGGAACCGAAAGCGACAGGGCAGUCCAGGGCCUACACCAGAAGCGAAACGACCCAAGAUUGACCUCGGUGACUCGAGCACGAUUGGUAGACCCACCGUCAAACCUGUUAUUCAAGGAGCAAAAGGCAGCUUCUCCUGUACCGAGUGCUCAAAGAAAGUCUUCUUCAAGGAUGAGAGCGGCCUACAAAAUCACAUCAAGAAGCGACAUACUCGACCGUUCGUUUGUGUCUUCGGCUUUGCGGGCUGCAAUUCCACCUUUGCCAGUAAGAAUGAGUGGAAACGACAUUGUUCUUCGCAGCACCUUGUUUUGAACUACUGGAUCUGUCAACAGGAUCAAUGUUCCAAGGUUUCGAGCAAAGCUACAGCACCCGUCCGCGGUCGCCUUAACCCCCCUUCCUCUCAGAGCCCCUAUAUACCAGCACUUCCUCGCGGGACCAUCUUUAAUCGCAAGGACCUUUACACCCAACAUCUGCGACGCAUGCAUAUUCCGGCGAAUCUUAAGAAGAAUGUCAAACAAAGGAAGCCCUCGCCUGAGUGGGAAGCACGCGAGCGCGCACAUCAGGAAGGGGCAAAAAGAACACGAUGCAACCUCCCAACUCAUAUGCAGUGCCCAGCCAUCGGUUGCGAUGCCCGCUUUGAUGGUACGAAUGCUUGGGAUGAUAGAAUGGAGCACGUUGCCAAGCAUCUCGAGAAGGCCGCCACCGGUUCAGAGCCGCCGAUUGAAUUCGGCGGAGAAAACGACAAGACUCUCGUCGACUGGGCUACCCGCGCCGAAAUUGCAAUCAUCGAGAAAGGAGUAAAAGGAAAAUGGGAACUACGUAAUCCCUUAAAGCCCAGUGGCAGCCCGAUAGUUGAGGCGACGGUAGACCAGGAAGGGGAUGAGGACGCCGAGGGUGAGGAGGUUGACGAGUGA